This is a messenger RNA of Spea bombifrons (plains spadefoot toad), 3390 nucleotides long. RefSeq names its product neurofilament medium chain (gene NEFM). Lineage: Eukaryota; Metazoa; Chordata; Amphibia; Anura; Pelobatidae. Bases 24 to 2846 code for a protein of 940 amino acids. The transcript has 3 exons. Gene Ontology annotation, molecular function: structural constituent of cytoskeleton. The record is from RefSeq and is a predicted model, not a curated record. Gene Ontology annotation, biological process: neurofilament bundle assembly. Gene Ontology annotation, cellular component: cytoplasm; intermediate filament; axon.
CACACCCCAGAACGUCUUCCACCAUGAGCUACUCUCUGGAAACUAUAGGCAGCCCUUCUUAUAGGAGGAUGGCCGAGACUAGGACCAGUUAUAGCCGGACCAGUAGUUCCCCAUCCAGCGGGUUUCGAUCCCAGAGCUGGUCCAGGAGCAGUCCUAGCACCAUCACCUCCUACAAGAGGAGCAACCUUGCUGUCCCCAGAGGGUUCAGCUCCGGCGACAGCUUAGACUUCAGUCAAUCGUCUGGUUUCAAUGGAGACCUCAAGCAUGUGCGUUCCAGCGAGAAGGAGCAGCUCCAGGGGCUCAAUGACCGCUUCGUGGGCUACAUUGAGAAAGUGCAUUACCUGGAGCAGCAGAACAAGGAGAUGGAAGCCGAGAUCCAGGCCUUGAGGCAGAAGCAGAGCGGACACAGCCAGCUGGGUGAGAUCUAUGAGCAGGAGAUGAGGGAGCUACGUUCCAAUUUGGAACUUAUCAGCCACGAAAAGGUUCAGAUCCUGCUGGAUUCUGAACACUUGGAAGAAGAUCUCCAGAGGCUGAAAGACCGCUGUGAGGAAGAAAAUCGGAUCAGGGAUGAAACUGAAGCAAUCAUUAGAGUUAUGAAGAAGGACAUAGAUGACUCGUCCUUGACACGGGUGGAAUUGGACAAGAAAGUACAGUCCCUGCAAGAAGAGGUGGCCUUCCUCAAGAACAACCACGAUGAAGAGGUGAACGAACUGCUGGCCCAAAUCCAAGCCUCUCACAUCACGGUGGAGAAGAAAGACUUCCAGAAGACAGACCUGGCCUCUGCCCUGAGGGAAAUCCGCUCCCAGCUAGAGGGCCACUCCAAUAACAACAUGAUCCAGACAGAAGAAGUCUUUAAGUGCAGGUAUGCCAAGCUCACAGAGGCAGCCGAGCAGAACAAGGAUGCCAUCAGGUCGGCCAAAGAUGAGAUUGCAGAAUAUAGGAAGCAGCUGCACAGCAAGAGUGUAGAGCUGGAGACUGUCAGGGGUACCAAGGAGUCUCUAGAGAGACAGCUAAAUGACAUAGAGGAGCGACACAGCCAUGACCUGACCAGCUACCAGGAAACCAUACAGCAACUGGACAAUGAGCUGAGAUCAACAAAGUGGGAGAUGUCUCGCCAUCUGAGAGAAUACCAGGAUUUACUCAAUGUCAAGAUGGCUCUGGAUAUCGAGAUUGCUGCUUACAGGAAAUUAUUGGAAGGUGAAGAAACCAGAUUCUCCACAUUUUCUGGCAUCCACACAACACCCUCCGUUUCUCACAGGCAGGCUCCCAUUACUAUAACCUCUAGUCGGGUGCAACAUUCCAGAUCAGAGCCCCCAAGGGUUAAAGUGCAACACAAGUUUGUGGAGGAGAUUAUCGAGGAGACAAAAGUAGAAGAUGAAAGGUUAGAUAUGGAAGCAGCACUAGCUGCAAUGGCAGAGGAUUUAGCAUCAGGCUUUGUUGAGGAAGAGCAAGAAACUCAGAAAGAAGAAGAGGAUGAGGAGCAACUAGAAGAUCAAGAAAUGGUGGAAGAAGAAAUUGUAGCAGCUGUAGAAUCUACUGUACAGGCAGCAGCACCUCAAGAGGAGGAGGAGGAGGAGGGCGGUGAAGAGGAGGAAGAGAAAGCAGAGGGAGAAGUAGAGGCAGAAGAAGAGGGGGAGAAAGAAGAGGGUGAUGAGGGAGAGAAAGCAGAGGAGGAGGCAGAAGAAGAGGGUGAUAAAGAGGAGGAAGAAGAAGAAGAAGUAAAAGCAGAGGAGGAGGAAGUAAAAGCAGAGGAGGAGGAAGUAAAAACAGGGGAGGAAGAGGAGGAAGAGAAAGAUGAAGGUGAGGAAGGGGUAGAGGAAGCAGGAGAAGAUGAAGAAACAAAAGAAGAGGCUGUAGAAGGAGGAGAGGAAGAAGUAGAGGCAGAGAGUGAGGAAGGGGAGGGAGAUAAGGCAGAGGAAGCAAACGAAGCAGGAGAGGAGAAAGAGGAAGGUGAUGAAGGAGAGACAGGGGAAGAAGUUGUAGAGGAAGAACAAGAGGAAGAAAAGGGAGAAGCUGAGGGAGAGGCAGAAGGGGGUGAUGAUGCAGCUACUGAGGAUGCACAAGAAGAUGAAGUAGUAGAGGAACCUAUAGUGGAAACCAAGAUAGUGAGAGUGAAAUCUACAGUAGAGGAGAGAGUAGUUGAGGAACAAAAAGAGGAGACGGUAGCUGAGGAGACGGAAGAGGAGAAGGAAGAAGGAGGAGAGGUAGAUACAGAAAAGGCAGAAGAAGCAGAAGGAGAAGCUGAAGGAGAGACAGAGGAGAGUAAAGAAAAGGAGGAAGAACAGAAGGGAGAGGCAGAUGAAGAGGGAGAGAAGGAAGAAGCAGAGGAAGAUGCUACCAAAGAGGAGGAACAUGUGGAUGACAAAGAAGAAGCAACACCUGAGGAAAAAGAUUCCCCAAAGGAAAAGAGUGUGAAGGAGAUCAUUUCUACCUUCAAAGCAGCCUCUGUAGGAUCUCAAAAAGAUGAAGCUAAAGAAGCAGAGGAUGAGAAAGACAGCAGCCCAAGGGAAGAGGGAAAGGAAGAUACAGCAGUGAAUGGAGAUGUGGUGGAAGAAGAGGAGGAGAAGGAAGAGAGUGAGGACAAAGGUGUGGUUACCAAUGGUCUGGACGAAAGCCCAUCAGAGGACAAGGAAAGUGGCAAAAGCCAGACUGUUGUCAUCACCAAGAAGAUUGAGACCACAACCAGUGAAGGCGAGGAUGGAACAAAGUACGUCACAAAGUCAGUUACAGUCACCCAGAAAGUAGAAGAACACGAGGAGACCGUCCAAGAGAAACUGGUGUCUACCAAGAAAGUGGAGAAAGUAACAUCACAUGCAGUGGUCAAGGAGGUCGCUGAAGAGAAGUGAAACAAGAGCCGCAGCAAGCAGCAGGACUGAAUAAGCCAUAAGAUAAACUGCAUGUAAAGUGUCAGCUUCUAAUGGGCUUCUAGCAGAAGGGGUUCUCUCGUGGGGUGGGGGCUCCAGACACUGUACUAUUACUUUCCGUGCAAUACUUUGGGGGAGGGGAAUGCAUGCAAGCUCCAGAUGUGCCCCUCCCACACAACUUUGGGAAGUCACACAACACAAUUGCAUGACAUGUAUAAGGAAGAUAAUGUUGGGGAGUUUCCUGAGUUGUAGUGGGUAAGGUUUAUUGUGCUGCGGGCACUAGAUUCCCAUAGAUUGUGAGCUGAAUUAUGCAAAGAACCAACUGAGCCAAAAACGGGGGAGGGUGUCCAUGAAACAGAAGUUUUCUCGCCUUAAAAAUAACAAAAUAAACCUGUCCUUAUGUUUACCUCACUGGUGCAAUUAAUAGACUGCAGGUCAUGGGAGAACCUGGGUGUGUUUAAAAGCAACCUGCUGUCGAUUUAUGUAAAAGUGAUCCUUGCUCAAUAAAAAGGUCAUAUUGAAAAUA